Molecule: messenger RNA, 2268 nt
Organism: Trachemys scripta elegans
Lineage: Eukaryota; Metazoa; Chordata; Testudines; Emydidae
Gene: CEBPG
Product: CCAAT enhancer binding protein gamma
Exons: 2
Coding region: 258-746 (162 amino acids)
Biological process (GO): DNA-templated transcription; regulation of transcription by RNA polymerase II
Molecular function (GO): DNA-binding transcription factor activity, RNA polymerase II-specific; RNA polymerase II cis-regulatory region sequence-specific DNA binding
Source: RefSeq, a predicted model, not a curated record
UGGCUAGGACGCUGGGCCGAAGGAGAAGGGUUUCGCAAUCGCCGCUCGCCUUCACUCACCAGUUUAAAGAAAGAGACUCGGGCCCAGCCCGUGCCCCCCUCCCUGAUCGGUACCGGUCUCGAUCCCCGGGCCAGGUGAGGCGCGGGGCCGCCCCGCCGUGCGCAGAGACCCCCUCCUCCCGUCCUUGGUUCAACUUGCCCUUAAUCCAUGUGAAGAUUUGCUGGCAACAUAUUAUAGAAGUUAAUAACUUCUAUAAUAUGUGGGGUUGUGGUGUUAAAGAAGAGUCUGUCCAAAUGAGCAAAACAUCACAGCUGAACACCACUACAGAAGCAAAUGGUAUAAGUGUGAUUCACACACAAGCACACACAAGUGGUUUGCAACAGGUUCCUCAGCUGGUGCCAGUUAGUCCUGGUGGUGGAGGCAAAGCUGUGGCUCCAAGCAAACAAGGCAAAAAGAAUUCCUCUGUGGAUAGAAACAGUGAUGAAUAUCGCCAACGCAGAGAGCGCAACAACAUGGCGGUGAAAAAGAGCCGGUUAAAAAGCAAGCAGAAAGCACAAGAUACGCUACAGAGGGUCAAUCAGCUUAAAGAAGAAAAUGAACGUUUGGAGGCAAAAAUUAAGCUCUUGACAAAGGAGCUUAGUGUACUUAAAGACUUGUUUCUUGAGCAUGCACACAAUCUUGCAGACAAUGUGCAACCUAUUGGCACUGAAAACACCACCACAAACCCAGAUAACACCGGACAGUAGACACAAACUUCAAACUUCACAACCGCGUGGACUGAACAUUAGAGGUGCAGCCCUCUCUGCACACUCAUUCAGUACAGAGAAGGAAUGCUGUUCUAACUUUUUAAAGAUCAUCUUGUGGGUAUUUUUUCUCCUUUUAGGUUUAACACUGAAAAUUUGAUACAAAUAAAACGUAAACUGUUUUGAGUAUGUUUUAAAGUGUUAAAUAUUUUCUGCUCUGAAAGGUUUGGUUAAACAAGUAAAAAUGAUCUAAAUGGACAAAACCAGGAGCCUGUCAGUGAAAUUGAAUUUCUACAGCAAUGUACAUUCACCAUCUUAUAUUUUGCAUAUUGUAAGGAGUACAGCUGGGAGGUUUUACUGCAAUACUGAUGGAUAAUUAGAUGAAAUAUCUGUUCAGUACCCUUUAAAAUGUAUUUCUUAAGCAGUCUUUUCUACAUUGUGUAUUACAAAACUUCAAAGGCCAGGGCAGAAAUUUGUUUUCUAAUUUGGUGGGCUACCUCAAAUGUGUAGCACAAGCCCUACCCAAGAUAAUGUACAUCUCUCUUAGUUAUAGUUAACAGGGAGUGCCUACUAACAGUGCCUAGUAAUGGUGAGCCAGGGUGCUUACUAAUGUUUUCUAAAGACUACUACAUUCUUUGUGAGAAAUUGUAAUGUAUUAUGACUGACAGACAGAAAAUUGGCUCACAACCUGUAAAUGGCUAUCCGGAAGCAUCAUGUAUAGGAGAUAAAGUAGAACAACAUUUUAUUUUUAUAACCCCUUUAAGCCUGUGUUCAACAUGCUAGCAUUAUUCCUAUGGUGACUUUGGGUCCUUAUAGCAUCAUGUUUUGGUCUCCUGAAAAUGUUUAAGUUCUGUAAAAUAAUUGCUUAUUAGAAUCACACUGCUGCCAAGGUGCAGGUAUUGGGAUGAGAGUAACAUACACACAUUGACUAAAGCAAUGAAAGGGCUAAUGCAGAACAUCUGUUCAAUCACAAUGUAGACUACUUGAUCCUUACUACCAUACAAUACCAGGUAUAUGGCUGUUUAGUUUAGCAACUGAUAUCUUGCAGAAAACCAAAGUAAUUUAAAAAAGAAAUGCCCUUAGUUUGAAUAAACUGAUGCAGCAGACUUCCUAUAGACACCAAUGCCAUGCGAAGGAGUAUCUUGAAUCUUGUUUUAUUUUGAUGAAACAAACAGUUUCUCUCUAACAAUGUUUUUUUUUUCUUAAAUUUGAUAAAUCCCCUACUGUGACCCAUAACGCAGCAGUAUAUUAUACUGAGGAGUUAAACUAGAAAAGUGAAGCAGGAGCUUUGAUGUAACCUUAAUUUAUUUUCAUUUUUAAAUGUUCCAUUUAUAGUAUGUGUGUUACAUAUAACCCGUGUGUCUGGCUAGUGAACUAUUACCUGAUUUUUAUUUCCCUCCUACACUACUUGUUUCCAUACUUGACUUUGUAGUAUGAUUGUGUGUAUUGCGUAUGUAUUUAGGAGGAGAACUUGGGUAAGAUCUUGGUUAGAUGCUAAGUUAGAAAAUAAAACUUUCAAAAAAUC